This is a messenger RNA of Microcebus murinus (gray mouse lemur), 2133 nucleotides long. The record is from RefSeq and is a predicted model, not a curated record. Lineage: Eukaryota; Metazoa; Chordata; Mammalia; Primates; Cheirogaleidae.
AUGGUUACACAGCGCCCUAGCAACGGGCGCCAUGGUUACAAAGCGCAAAGUCUGCACGGCAACCCUCUCUCCCUGUCCUCCCUCCACGUGGGGGAGCUCGAUGGCCCGACCCAGGCCGGGCGAGGUGGCCGGGGGAUUUCAGGGGGACCCGGCGGCCACGUUGUCACCGUCCCCCCCUGUCCCCUGCAGACCGUGUACCAGAACUACCAGCGCAUCCGGAUCCAGGAGAGCCCGGGCAAGGUGGCAGCCGGCCGCCUGCCCCGCUCCAAGGACGCCAUCCUGCUGGCCGACCUCGUGGACAGCUGCAAGCCCGGCGACGAGAUCGAGCUGACCGGCAUCUACCACAACAACUACGACGGCUCGCUCAACACGGCCCACGGCUUCCCCGUCUUCGCCACCGUCAUCCUGGCCAACCACGUGGCCAAGAGGGACAACAAGGUGGCCGUCACGGAGCUGACGGACGAGGACGUCAAGAUGAUCACCGGCCUCUCCAAGGACCCGCAGAUCGCGGAGAAGAUCUUUGCGAGCAUCGCCCCUUCCAUCUACGGCCACGAGGACAUCAAGCGGGGCCUGGCUCUCGCCCUCUUCGGCGGGGAGCCCAAAAACCCAGGCGGCAAACACAAGGUCCGGGGCGACAUCAACGUCCUGCUGUGCGGGGACCCGGGCACGGCCAAGUCCCAGUUCCUCAAGUACGUGGAGAAGGUGGCGGGCCGCGCCGUCUUCACCACCGGCCAGGGCGCCUCGGCCGUGGGGCUCACCGCCUACGUGCAGCGCCACCCCGUCAGCCGCGAGUGGACCCUGGAGGCCGGGGCCCUGGUGCUGGCCGACCGCGGCGUGUGUCUCAUCGACGAGUUCGACAAGAUGAACGACCAGGACAGGACGAGCAUCCACGAGGCCAUGGAGCAGCAGAGCAUCUCCAUCUCCAAGGCCGGCAUCGUGACGUCCCUGCAGGCCCGCUGCACCGUCAUCGCGGCCGCCAACCCCAUAGGCGGCCGCUACGACCCGUCGCUGACGUUCGCGGAGAACGUGGACCUGACGGAGCCCAUCAUCUCGCGCUUCGACGUGCUGUGCGUGGUGCGCGACACGGUGGACCCCGUGCAGGACGAGAUGCUGGCGCGCUUCGUGGUGGGCAGCCACGUGCGACACCACCCCGGCAACAAGGGCGAGGAGGGCCCGGCCGGUGUCGCCCCCGCGGAGGCCGCCCUGCCCGGCGCGCGGGGAGUCCGGCCUCUACCCCAGGAGGCCCUGAGGAAGUACCUCCUCUACGCUAAGGAGAAGGUCCACCCCAGGCUCAACCACAUGGACCAGGACAAGGUGGCCAAGAUGUACAGCGACCUCAGGAAGGAGUCCAUGGCCACGGGCAGCAUCCCGAUCACCGUGCGCCACAUCGAGUCUAUGAUCCGCCUGGCGGAGGCCCACGCCCGCCUCCACCUGCGCGACUACGUCGUGGAGGACGACGUGAACCUCGCCAUCCGCGUCAUGCUCGAGAGCUUCGUGGACACGCAGAAGUUCAGCGUGAUGCGCGGCAUGCGCAAGACUUUCUCCCGCUACCUGUCCUUCCGGCGGGACAACAACGAGCUCCUGCUGUUCGUCCUGAAGCAGCUGGUGGCCGAGCAGGUGGCAUACCAGCGCAACCGCUUCGGCGCCCAGCAGGACACCAUCGAGGUCCCCGAGAAGGACUUGGUGGAAAAGGCGCGGCAGAUCAACAUCCACAACCUCUCCGCCUUCUACGACAGCGAGCUGUUCCGCUUGCACAAGUUCAGCCUCGACCUCAAACGCAAGAUGAUCCUGCAGCAGUUCUGAGGCCCGGAGGCCGCCGCGCCCGCGAGCCUCGCUCGGCGGAGUCCGGCCUCCGCUUUCCUCCCUCCGCGCCAGGCGCCUCCGGACUCGGCCCCGCGGCCCCCCCGGGGGGUAACGGGGUCGGUGUCUCUGUCACGGACCCGGUGGUCGCUCUUGCUCAGGCCGGCCUCCACCUCCUGACCUCGAGCUCGGUCCUCCAGCCUCGGCCUCCCUCCCGAGUAGCUGGGCCUCUGGUUUUCGCCUCUCUCCUCUCCUCUAAGCGGGCAGAUCCGCUGAGCCUUGCGUCAGCGGGUUGCGAGUGGCUCGUCUUUUCGCUCUGUCCCCCGGGGUGCC